This is a messenger RNA of Rhagoletis pomonella (apple maggot), 2756 nucleotides long. It is a transcript of the gene lmgB, whose product is annotated as putative protein TPRXL. The transcript has 2 exons. Lineage: Eukaryota; Metazoa; Arthropoda; Insecta; Diptera; Tephritidae. The record is from RefSeq and is a predicted model, not a curated record. Bases 19 to 1068 code for a protein of 349 amino acids.
GUCAUAAAUGAAUACUGAAUGCGAGUUAAACGCGCAAAUUUAAUAACAAUAAAUUUAUAUAGAUAUUUAAAAUUUAAACGGCAUAUGAGAUUAGCAAGGGAACGUUCACGAGAGCGUGAAAUGGAUAGCGAAUUGAAUAAAUUAUCUUUACCGGGCCUGCCACCACUGCCAAAAAGUCUGAGCACAGCAGCUGCAGGUGUUUCGUCGGCAAACUCAUCCGCAACGCACUCGAAUACUGCUUCGCCGUUAAAUCACCACCACCAUGGACUGCAUGGUGUCGAAAGUGUGGAUCUCUUUUUGGGACCGUCCACAUCGGCGGCAGCCACGCGCAACCACUAUCGACACGGCAGCCUAUCGUCAACGCAGGAGUCGUUAAGCGAUCGAGAAAGUAUACACAGUCGCGCAUCUUCAUCACACAGCAGUCAUCAUACACCUACAAACACACAUACCGACAACGGGUCGAUUUCGAUGGGUGGAGGCAGUGUGAGUGGCAGUAGCAGUACUAGCACAUUGGACACACAACUAGCCAUACUGCGUCGUGAAAUGUAUGGUUUGCGGCAGUUAGAUCUUUCACUACUCUCACAAUUAUGGGCACUCAACGAAUCAAUUCAGGGAUUUCGUGUAUUCUUACAAGAACAGGAGGCGCUAUCGCCGCCAUCUCCCUCACCUACGCCAUCCGAUACGAAUUCGCUUACAUCCGAAGCCGAGGAGGAGUCUUAUUCAGCGCAGCCCUUAAAGCUAGCACAUCCCAUUGCAGUGCCAGCAACAUUACCACCUGGUGGCUCGAUUACGUCGCACGCUUCCACAAGUUCAGCGUCGGGUACAUCAGGCUCGUCAUCGGCUACCUCCUCGAUGGGCAAGCACAUACCAAGCGGUAUGCCUUUGCCGCCAGCACCGCAAAAGACACACCCUCAGCUGCCACGUAUCCUGCAGCAACGUAUGCGACGAGCACCGCCGCCACCACCGCCAACAACACGACCCAAACUUGGUAGGGACGUCAUAGUGGCAGCAGCCAAUGCUGCAGCAGCAGCAACAACAGCGACACCAGUGCCGCAAAGACCAGUAUGACAAAACCCAUUCUUGGAUUAAGCAUAGACACGCAGCAUGCGAAGUGUUUUAUUUGCUUAAUCCAAGAAUGUUGCGCAAAAACAAAUUGUAUUUGGUAAACUGCUAAUGCGUUUGUGAGACAACGCGCGCUGGAACGGAGUGGCGGGCGUUAGCGUCAGUUACGCGGCUGCAUGGUUGAUAGUCGUGGUAGUUGAAGAGACGAACGUUGUCAAUUAUGUCUUGCAAUUGCAAUGCCAUUGGGAAAGAGGACGGGAGAGGAACGUAGGAACGUAAGGAGAGAGCUGUUUCUGCGGACUUUGGAGAUGUAUUUAGCAAACACGGCAACAGUAGUCAACGUGUCCAGUAAUUGUGGAGCAUAUUCGGCAAUUAAGUUUAUACAAUUAAUGCGUUCCAUGAGAUUGUAUGUAGUAUGUAAGCGAGUAAGUUAAUCAAAAAGGUGACAGAUAAGUGUUGUACUGUACACAUAAUCUCGAUUAUUGCUGUUAAUGGAUUGAACUAUCAUACACAUAUAACGAAUUGAAUAUCAAACUUUUUAGAUAUACGCAAAUUAUUUGUUAAUGCAUACAUGCAUAUAUAUAAACUAUUAGAAGCAAAACUUUACAGGUUUUUUACUAUACAUCCACAUGCACUACAUUGACAUGAACUUGAAACACAUUUGUAACCUAGACAUUGCAUCCUAAUGCUAUACUGCAUUUACUUGAAGGGAUGAUGACUCUUGUUGGUUACUUUUUUCGUUGCUAGUUAUAGUUGAAACUAUCGAAAAAGACGAUAACCAUGACCUUAGUUGAUUUUAGCCAAAUACAUACAACCUUACACACAGAAAUACUUACAUACGUAUGUAUGCAUAUAUGUAAGUAUUUACACCCAAAGCGAAGUAGUACUAGACGUUCAAUUCACAUUCACAUUCACAACUUGCAAUCAAUUAUUAACUCCAUACAUAAAUAACGAAUAAAUGAGAAUCAUGAUUACAUAAAUACAUACAUAUAUUGCGAAUUACAUCGAUCUUAAUACAUACAUAUUUAAAUUAUAAAUUUAUAAAGCAUAGUGCAUUAAAAAGUAUGGACGCUGACAGCAGUAUAGUAGUAAAGUAAGCCCCAUUAUGAAUGUUGGCAGUUAUAAAAAAUACAAUAUGAACCCCCAUAUACAUAUGAAAGCUAAAUAAAAUGAAUCAACUUAACGCAUUCGCAUAGGCACAUACGUAAAAUAAAAAAUAAAAAUAUCUAUUAAAUAAAUAAAAGAAUGAACUAAGCUAAGCUAAACCUAAUCUUGUUCUCGUUCAAUCGUUAUAAUCAAGCUCCUGUAAUAAAACAACAAAAACGUUCUAUCCUACUAAUUUUUAUGAAAGCAUAUUCCUUCUAAAUAUCUUUAAGCUAGACUCAUGUGCUCACAAAGAACGGCCAAACCAGGAAAAUUUUCUUUAUUCAAAAUUAAAAGUAGUUUACUUCCUUGUAGGCCACUUUUACUAUAUGAUUUAACGACGCUAGGCAGAGAGCACGCUAAAUUAUAUAAUUUCCUAAAAAUAUUUUGUUCUCCAAAAAUUUUUGAGCCACACCUAUGCAUAUUUACUACUAAAUCUAUUAUAACUUAUUAAAUUAUAAAUCAUAAAAAUAGAAUCAAAAGAAUCAAAUGUGAGAAAUGGGGAAAUGUUAAUAUAAAUUAUGCAAUAAAUUAUUAAACCAAAACCAAAA